Molecule: messenger RNA, 1884 nt
Organism: Brassica napus (rape)
Lineage: Eukaryota; Viridiplantae; Streptophyta; Magnoliopsida; Brassicales; Brassicaceae
Product: small polypeptide DEVIL 17-like
Exons: 1
Coding region: 1154-1339 (61 amino acids)
Biological process (GO): negative regulation of cell population proliferation
Source: RefSeq, a predicted model, not a curated record
AAUAUAUUUAUAGACAUAAAAUCAUAAUUCUUUUUAUCAAGAAAAAAAAACUUUAAGAAUAUUACACAGCUGUGAAAAGAAGUUUGCUGACGUGGCAAACACCAAUCAACUAUUCAAUGAUUGAUCACUGAUUCCCCUUCCACCAGUUCAUGCUGACGUUAUUUUUGCGUCUGUGACGCCGCCGUUCCUUUUUCGCUUUAAUAACUACUCAAACAAAUCAAAUUAUUUUCCCUAGUCCUAUAAAAUAAUAAAAAUUAGUUUAGAAUAAUUAUUUUAUAGAGAUAUUGACUCAGUCUUUGACCAAAAAAAGUAGAGAUAUUGACUCAGUUAAUAAACGUCUCUAAAAUUUGAACUCAAAAACUUACAAACCUAGUUACAUGUAUGAAUUACGAUAUGUUAGCAUCUUAUCUGAACUGAAGUUUAAAUCAAAACAUGUAUCCAAUAUAAAUUAACGCAAAAAAAUCAUUUGUUGAAGAACUUAGAUAAUCUAAAGAUCGAACUAGUAGACGAAACAGAAGAUUAACGCAAAAUCGUUUCAACGAAAGGUCGUAUCAUUACACAGUAGGAUAAACAUAACAAACAGGGGAUGACAUGUGUAAGCAAGACAUAUGCCGUUGUCUUGUCGGGUGCGCUUAAACCACCUGAGACGCGUUUUUUGUAGGUUGAUCAAAUAUGGAAAUAAAUAACACAAGAUGACUGUUACAAUAAGUAAUUUCUUGCAACUGAUUAUAUCUGAUUUUAUCCCUCAUAAUAACAAUGUGAACCUUAAAGAUAACACUACAGUUAAAAUGUAAGAAGAGUUACUUCUAAUGGUAUAUACAAUUAUACACACAAAGACAAUUAGUCUAGUACUAAUAAAACGAUUUAAAUAACAAUGAUCGGGUGAGUAUACGAGCAAUAAGAAUAAAUUGAUCUUUCUUGGAGGAUACGUGAAAUAAAAAAGAGAGGUUAAUGACAUUUAACGUCAUCGCAUCAUCAUUGCUCCACCUCUCCUCUAUUUAUAGUCUUUUAAUCAUUUAUUUUUGUUUCCUCUCCACUCUUUUCACAUUUGGUCCCUUUCAUUCUUCGUCUUUUAGGGAAAGAUCGUCUCUCCAGAGAGCCGAAAACAUAAACGUGUGAAGAAGCAAAGUACAGAGACAAGAACAAAUUAAAGAUGGGGCAAUGUUCGUCGACGACAAAAAUGAACAGAAAAAGAAAGAGAGGAGAAGAAGGUUGCAGAGAAUCAAUGAAAAGGAGUAGAGGAUGUUUAAUGAUGGUGAAGGAGAAGCGUUCUAGGUUUUAUAUCGCCAGGAGAUGUAUUCUUAUGUUGCUUUGUUGGCACAAAUACGCCAACUCUUGAUAAAUGAGGUUUGUGUUAUUAUUACAUGAAAAAAGAUAAACGCGUAUGUACAUACUUGUAUUCGAUAUUGAUAACGCUUUUUGUCUCCACUGCAUUGUUUUUUUUGUUUUUGUUUUUGAGUUUGAUAGUUUCGUGUAGCACUGUGAUUUUGGUUUAUUCGGUUUAUUUGGUUUUAACUUUGUUUUUAAAGUUAUGAUAUUUUUUACUAAGUUCGGUUAUUUUGGUUAAAAUCAGACUUUUGGUUGGCUCAGUUAGUUUAUUUUGGUUAAUUUUGAAAACGAACUAAUCGAAAAUCCAAACAAAAAAUUCAAUGAAAAUUUUGGUUGGUAGAAACGCUAUUACACUGUAAUUUUAAUUAAAGAACCACAGAAAAAAAAAACUGAAUAUCCUUAUUAUUUUGUUGCCUCCACAGUCCACACAUUCUAUUUUUUGGACCCCAAACAAAUACAGUUUGACAACAAAUCAUAAAAGAAUAAAUAAAAACAACAAAAGUUACAAAAUGUACAACUUCACACAACAUUGAGAACAUUACAACAUUUAAGUGG